Bubalus bubalis (water buffalo) is the source of this 1864-nucleotide messenger RNA. It is a transcript of the gene SHPK, whose product is annotated as sedoheptulokinase. Gene Ontology annotation, cellular component: cytosol. Bases 73 to 1509 code for a protein of 478 amino acids. NCBI's taxonomy places the organism in Eukaryota, Metazoa, Chordata, Mammalia, Artiodactyla, Bovidae. Gene Ontology annotation, biological process: carbohydrate metabolic process; cellular response to lipopolysaccharide. The record is from RefSeq and is a predicted model, not a curated record. Gene Ontology annotation, molecular function: sedoheptulokinase activity. The transcript has 7 exons.
GGAAAGAUUGGCAGGCGAGGGCCCGCCUCGGCGCCUAGGUCCAGGGUGAAGGGUGCUGGCGCGGACGCUGUCAUGGCUGCACGAUCUGUCACUCUCGGCAUCGACCUGGGCACCACGUCUGUGAAGGCGGCCCUGGUGGAGGCCGCGCCCGGCGACCCUUCCGGGUUCGUGGUACUGGCAAGCUGUGCUCGGGCAGCGCAGGCCGAGACGGCGGCCCAGAGCGCGGCGGCGGGGCCCCAGGGGCAAGAACAGGACGUGAGGAGAAUCAUCCAGGCCCUCCAUGAGUGUCUUGCUGCCCUUCCCCGGCAGCAGCUCCGGAAGGUCUGUGGCAUCGGCGUGUCGGGGCAGAUGCAUGGAGUCAUGUUUUGGAAAACAGGCCAAGGCUGUGCAUGGACAGAGGGAGGGGCCGCCCCUGUGUUCGAGCCUAGAGCUGUGAGCCACCUGGUCACGUGGCAGGAUGGCCGGUGUAGCAGCGAGUUCCUGGCUUCUCUGCCCCAGCCGGAGUCCCAUCUCAGUGUGGCCACAGGGUUUGGCUGUGCAACCAUCUUCUGGCUUUUGAAAAAUAGCCCGGAGUUCCUCAAGUCCUACGAUACAGCUGGCACCAUCCAUGACUAUGUGGUUGCCAUGCUGUGCGGCUUGGCAAGACCCUUGAUGUCCGACCAGAAUGCUGCUGGCUGGGGCUAUUUCAACACCAGGAGCCAAAGCUGGAACUUGGAGAUACUGAGGGCCGCCGGCUUUCCCGUCCAGCUGCUCCCAGAUGUAGCGGAGCCUGGCAGUGUGGCAGGAAGAACUUCGCAGGCCUGGUUUGAGAUCCCAAAGGGGACGCAGGUGGGCGUGGCCCUGGGUGAUUUGCAGGCCUCCGUCUAUUCCUGCAUGGCCCAAAAGACCGAUGCAGUUCUCAACAUCAGCACCUCAGUUCAGCUGGUAGCUUCCAUGCCUUCAGGAUUCCAGCCACCACAGACUCCAGACCCCGCAGCCCCAGUUGCCUACUUCCCGUACUUCGACAGGACUUACCUGGCUGUGGCAGCGUCACUCAAUGGGGGCAAUGUGCUGGCCACGUUUGUCCACAUGCUGGUCCAGUGGAUGGCAGAUCUAGGCCUGGAGGUUGAAGAAUCCAUGGUGUAUUCAUGCAUGAUCCAGGCAGCUGCCCAGCAGAGAGACACCUGCCUGACCAUCACUCCAACAGUGCUGGGAGAGAGGCACCUGCCGGACCAGUUGGCCUCAGUGACCGGAAUCUCCUCCUCUGACCUCUCCCUGGGGCACGUGACCCGGGCCCUGUGCAGAGGCAUCGUUCAGAACCUGCACUCGAUGCUUCCAUUUGGGCAGCUCCGGGAGUGGGGCGUGGAGCGGGUGAUUGGCAGUGGGAGUGCGCUGUCCAGGAAUGAAGUGCUGAAGCAGGAAGUGCAGAGGGCAUUCCCUCUGCCAGUGUCCUAUGGACAGGAUGUAGACGCAGCUGUGGGGGCCGCUCUGGUCAUGCUCCAGAGAAGCCUUAGCCAGCAGAAGUCCUAGCACAUUCGUUGGCCAAAGGACUGUUGCAAAUUUUAUCUAAUUAACGUCCCUGACCCGAUCUUGGGGGUCAUCCUUUUCCUGGACAGCUCUGUGGGCAGCUUUUAAGCAAUGCUUGUUCUUGGGGCCUCAAGAGUCAGUCUUCGGGGCACACACUCAUAAUGCAGCCAGGAAUCAUCAACCAGAUCCCAAAUCAGUGCCUUCUGAAACUCUCCUGAGAGCUGGUUGCAAAUGUAAAUGUGAGAGAGAAAGAAAGGAGGAAGGAAAGAGAAAGAGAGAAGGAAAAGGAAUGGUAACCCAGCAUCUUGGUCAACAGGGUCAUCUUUAGGCAAAAUAAAUGUGGGCUUCAGACACCAAA